Molecule: messenger RNA, 1369 nt
Organism: Didymella exigua CBS 183.55
Lineage: Eukaryota; Fungi; Ascomycota; Dothideomycetes; Pleosporales; Didymellaceae
Exons: 5
Coding region: 152-1291 (379 amino acids)
Source: RefSeq, a predicted model, not a curated record
ACGUUGCGAGUAUAUAGAUCCACUAGAUACCUGCUAUGAGCUCCAUCACUGAUCAACAGUUCUCCGCACUCGGUCGUUCUCUUCCGUUCUUUCACUGCUUAAUCUUCUGUUCGACGCGCUGGUCGCCCUCUCUAUUCUUACUUCAACCACAAUGUAUUACUCAGCUUCUUCCAUCGCGCUCGUCGCCUUCGCCGCCAGUGUCCAGGCCCAUGGAGUCAUCCUCGCCGCUGUCGGAGACAAAGGCCAGAGUCAGGGUUUCCUGGUUGACCAAAACCUUGCUCGUAACUGCACAACCAUCUCGCCGUGCCAGCAAGACUCGACCAUCAUCCGCGACUCUGAGAUCACGCAGAACAUUGUGAACUCUUGCGGACGUACAGAGAUCAGCGGCAACAUCGAUGUCGGCGAGCAGACAGAGAACGAGCUGGCUGCCGGCCGGGUGACUCAGGUCUCGGGAGGCACUGUGAUGACUGUCACCAUCCACCAGGUCAAUGCUGAUGGUGCUGGACCUUACGAGUGCGAUCUUGACCAGACCAGCAACGCUGCCACAAAGUUUGUAAAGCUAAAGGUCGCCAACAACGUCCCUGGUGCCAACGGACUUUCGCAAGCCAAGGAGCAGGAUUUCACCAUCAACGUCGCCAUGCCUGAUAACUUCAACUGUAUCGGCGCCUCGACUGGUAACAUUUGCACCGUCCGCUGCCGCAACACCGCUGUAGCUGGUCCCUUUGGUGGCUGCUUCGCUGUUCAGCAGACCGAUGGCCAAGGCCGUACCGACCCUACUGCUGCUGGUGUCGACACCGCCCAAACACUGCAGGGCAUCUCCAACCAGAUCCUGCAGAACCAGCAAGAUCUCCCCGUUGCCAUUGCAGCAAACCAGGCAGCUGGCCUUGCAGGUGGCAACGAAGGUGCAAGCGCCAUCUCUGCUCUUAUCUCUGCCACAGCUGCUCCUGCAGUCGGCGCUACUCAGACCGCCACAGUAGGCAAUGGCCAGAAUCAGAACCAGAACCAGAACCAGAACCAGAACCAGAACCAGAACCAGAACCAGAACGCUGGAGGCAACGCCAACAACCAGAAUGGCGCAGCUGGAAACCGGAACCAGGGUAAUGGUAACCAGAACGCAGCAAACGGCAACCAGAACGCAGCAAACGGCAACCAGAACGCAGCAAACGGCAACCAGAANNNCAAACGGCAACCAGAACGCAGCAAACGGCAACCAGAAUGCAGCAAACGGCAACCAGAACGCAGCAAACGGCAACACCCAGAACGCAGGCAACGCGAACCAGAACGCAGCUAAUGGAGGUAAUGCUAAUGCCGGCAACGGACGAGGCGGACGAGGAGGCAACGCUGGAGGCAACGGUCGUGGAAACAAGCG